Messenger RNA from Megalobrama amblycephala (Wuchang bream), 617 nucleotides. Its product is annotated as fatty acid-binding protein, adipocyte-like. The transcript has 4 exons. Lineage: Eukaryota; Metazoa; Chordata; Actinopteri; Cypriniformes; Xenocyprididae. The record is from RefSeq and is a predicted model, not a curated record. Gene Ontology annotation, molecular function: fatty acid binding. Gene Ontology annotation, biological process: fatty acid transport. Bases 36 to 491 code for a protein of 151 amino acids. Gene Ontology annotation, cellular component: nucleus; cytosol.
UCCAUCUAUUCUGCUCUGCGCCUUUGCAGCACUUUAUGCACAUAUUAAACGUCUUGUGUUGUAAUUGUCCUUUCUUUCUUGUAACAAUGGUUGAGCAAUUUGUUGGUAAAUGGAAAAUGACUUCAAGUGACAAUUUUGAUGAAUACAUGAAGGCUGUAGGUGCUGGUUUUGCUUCUCGGCAAAUGGCUAACCUUGCAAAACCCAGUCUGACAAUUGCUUUGGAUGACCAGGGGUUCAUCUCUAUGAAAGCUGUCACUACUUUAAAGACCCUGGAAAUCAAAUUCAAAUUAGAUGAAGAAUUUGAUGAGACAACAGCUGAUGACAGAAAAGUGAAGACUAUUCUGAGCCUUGCAGAUGGUAAACUUAUUCAAACGCAGACCUGGGAGGGGAAGACCACAAUAAUUGAAAGAGAGAUUCAGGACUGCAAAAUGAUAGCGAAAUGCACCAUGGAUGAUGUGGUCGCUAUCAGGACAUAUGAAAAAGAUGCAUGACCGGAUGAACUCUGUGCUUCAAGACAGAUUAAAGACUUUGUUAGAUUUUAAUGACUGACUCUUAGUUUGAUGUGAUAUAUAAAUUGCUUUGUUGCAGUAUACCCCCCCCCCCCUUUUUUUUUUUUU